Brassica napus (rape) is the source of this 339-nucleotide messenger RNA. RefSeq names its product glycine-rich RNA-binding protein 10-like. The coding region runs from base 1 to 339 and encodes 112 amino acids. The transcript is spliced from 3 exons. The record is from RefSeq and is a predicted model, not a curated record. Lineage: Eukaryota; Viridiplantae; Streptophyta; Magnoliopsida; Brassicales; Brassicaceae.
AUGGAUCUGCCAGAUAAGGAUCUGGAUCCGGACACCUUAAAAUUAUCCGGAUACCCGAUCCGUCUCAGGCAUAGCUAUCAAGGUGAUGGUGGAUACCGAAGUCGAGGAGGUGGUGGUUACGGAGAAAAUGGUGGUCAUGGAGAAUGCAGUGGUGGUAGACGUGAAGGUGGAUACCGUUGUAGAAGUGGUUGCGGUGGUGGUGGUGGUGGUGGUGGAUACGCAAUGACAACGAAGGUAGUGGUUAAAAUGGUGGUUAUAGAAGGUGGUGGUGGAAAAUGUAAAGGUGGAUACUGCAGUGGAGGUGGUGGUGGAUACCUUAACGGAAGAGAUGGAGGAUAA